Messenger RNA from Ciona intestinalis (vase tunicate), 2093 nucleotides. The record is from RefSeq and is a predicted model, not a curated record. Lineage: Eukaryota; Metazoa; Chordata; Ascidiacea; Phlebobranchia; Cionidae.
AACAACAAAAGGAAAAAGGAACUCUUUUUGCAAUAUUGUAUAUAAAUAUAUGUAUGUGAAAAUGCGCUCGUCUCCAAAAACUCAGAGAGAAAGUUACCCAACGCAACUACAGUAUCAGUUAAAAAAAUAUGGCCGAACCGGAAAAUUCAAGGUUCGGAGCAAUCUCUCUUUUUUUUAAUAGUUGUCUGAUGGCGAUGACCACGGGAUAUCAUGUGACUGUCUUGAACCCGAUGACACCAGUUAUAGUAAAUUUGUUCAAUCAAACUCACGCGACUCGCUAUGGUACUCCGAUGCCCCCUUCCGUCUCCACGUCCAUAAUGGCCAUCGUUAACUCGUUUAUAUUUGUCGGAGGAUUCGUCGGUGGGUUGUCCACCAAGUUUCUGUUGGGCUGGUUUUCCCCAAAACGGGUCAUGCAGAUCGGCCACGCGGUCAGCUUGCUUUCGAUUUUGAUAAUGGCGCUGAUAACUGGACUCACAGGAUCCUACGAAGUUCUUAUUGUCGGUCGGUUCUUUGCUGGUAUAACUGUGGGUGUUUCAUACAACUUGCCGUCGCUGAUGGUUGCAGAAACAAGUGCGCCAGCGAAGUUUGGCUUCUGGCAAAGUGUCGUGGGUUCUGCUGUAACCUUCGGCAUUUUGGUAGCUGCAGUUUUUGGUCAUCCGAAGCUGCUAGGCACAGCAACGCUUUGGCCCGUUGGUAUUUCACUGGCCGGCGUACCUUCCAUCAUUUAUCUGAUCGGAAGUAUUUGGUUGCCGGAAUCGCCGUUUUAUUUACUUCGAAUGAAGAGAGAAGAUGAAGCGGUUGAAGUUCUCCAACAGAUACGAAGCGGGACAAAGAGUGAUAUAUUGAAAGAAAUUUCAAAAAUUAAAGAUGAAAUGAAAAACGUUGAACAAGUCGGUAUCAAAGAAAUGUUUACGAAUAAAGGAUACAGAAACCAGUUUUUUGCAGUUCUCGUUGUUUAUUCAAAUUUAGUCCUCGUGGGGGUGCAUACUUUCGUUAUUUAUUCAGAUCUUAUUUUUCGACAAGCGGGCAUUGCCGCUGAAAAUGUGACGUUCGCCACAAUCGGAGUUUUUGCCCUGUCUUUCAUUGCUUCCAUAUUUGGGUCAAAAAUCGUGGAUCGUUUCGGAGGCUACAAAGUAAACAUUACAUGUAAUGGCAUCCUUAUCUUUGCGAUUGUGCUGUUCACUAUAAGUCAGGCCACUGCCCACCUGGCACCGUUGGCAAUGCCGUACGUAUCGAUCGUUGCAGUCGCGAUAUUUAUGUGCGCGUGGUCCGGUGGAAGUAAUUUAGCUGUUUUUGCUUUGGUGGGUAAACUGACUGUUGAACCGACUCGAGCAACUGCAUACGGAUACGCCUCCAUGCUUCUGUGGACUCUUUCAUGGUUUGGAACCUUUAUACCCCCAUAUUUACAGAGUGGAUUAGGAGCUUAUAUGUUGAUGAUCUGGUUAUUUUUCGCCAUCGUGUUUCUCAUCUACCAUUUGCUGCUGAUCCCAGAUACGAAGAAAAAUAGCAGCGAAGAAAUCCAAGCUUACUUCAGUGGGGCAAGGCAAAAUAAUACAAAUGAAACGAUUGAAAUGUUUAACAACAUAUAGGCAAACCAGCAGCAUAUUAUAUAGCUUCUGUGCAAAACACGCUAUAUUAAAAUAGCUUGCAAUACUAAACUUACGUUUGAUAAUAAAAAAUAUAAUCACUACAUGCAUAUAGUUAUAUCUAAAUUUGUUUAAAAGCGGGUGCGCUCGAUAGGGGUUGGUUUUAAUAACUUUGCAACCGUAUAUUUGUUUGGCAGCCAGAGAUUUGUAUAUAAUAUCAUAUUAAGUCAAAAUGUUUAAUUGCAAGCGAAUUUUUUAAAUAAUCGGCAGGAUGUUUUUCGCAGCGUAUAGCGUCAUUGACGCACCGCAUUAGUCUUGCUUCAAUUCUUUAGGUUUGGCAAAGUGGUUUAAAGGUAUGACCUCGGCGACCUUCGGUUUUAAGUGACCGCAUUGACAUCAUUUUUUUGCGCUGUUGCAGAAAGAAGCGCAUUUUUGCAGUUAUUGCAGAAUUGAGUUUUCGCAUACAGCAUUCUGUAUUUACAAAACAAAAUAACAGUCACCGAUACA